Haemonchus placei is the source of this 702-nucleotide messenger RNA. Lineage: Eukaryota; Metazoa; Nematoda; Chromadorea; Rhabditida; Trichostrongylidae. The record is from the annotation of a GenBank genome assembly.
AUGAUAAUUUUGAGUAAUCGACACUUACGUUUAUUAUUUUGCACGUUGCUGAUGACUGAACUUUUUCGGCGGUUUCUUUAUGUACUUUUGAAUGGCAGGGUCAGGUCCUACAGCAAAGUCGAAGAGCAGAGCACGGAAGAAGUUGAACAAGUAGUCGAAUGUCGGCCGAGACUCCGGUUCAUAGCUAACACACAUGAAGAGCAACUCUUCAAGAAACGUGUCCAUUUCUUCCUCUUGAACUAUCACCAUCUUCUCCUUUCUAUCGAAAAUUGCUUGUAAACUCAUCUAAAAAGUGAUAUGGAACCAGAUAGUCGGUGAUUUUAACGGCAUAAAUGUAGUUUGUUGACUGAUUGACUAUGAUGUUUGAUGCUCGCAGGUGACGAUGACACAAUCCGUUCAGCUCCAGAAAUCGCAUCCCCGCACUGACCUGAUACAAAAUCUCCGACUUUUGUCUUAGUGACAUGAACUGGUUCAGAUAUUUUCGCCGCUGAAGGCAUCUGUCCAGAGGAGUGCCAGCAAUGAACUCGUACGCGACCCAAUUCGCAAAUUUCACAUCCUCAUGGUAACCGUAAGCGACAAUGUGAGACAGAAAAUUGGAACCGUUCCUGUGGCAACCCGGUUGAGCUUUCGUCAGGUUGGCUCUACUCUUCUCCUCGAUGUCGGUCAGCCGUUUUAUGUUUUUCUCGAAUGCCUUCCUAUUGA